AUGGAAGAUGCGCAUGAUACCACAUCACGGUCAAAACGUCCCCUGGAUGUAGACCCCUCAGUAGCGGCAAUAUCAUCUUCAAAGAAAGCGAAUGAAACUUCAACAAGGAAUAGAGAAUUAACGACUGUGCUAGUUGAAAACUUACCAAAGAGUUAUAACCAAAACAAAGUCUAUAAAUAUUUUAAAGACUGCGGCCCAAUUUUACACGUCGAUAUAGCAGAUUCGCUCGAGAAGAGCUUUCGUUUUGCACGUAUUGAAUUUACCAAAUAUGAUGGGGCCCUCGCAGCACUGACCAAGACAUAUAAACUUGUAGGCCAGAAUGAAAUCACAGUGUCUCAUUUGGUAGACUGCACAUUAUGGAUGACCAAUUUCCCUCCAAACUACACACAGCGAGAAAUUAGGGGCCUAUUUAAAAAUCUUAACGUUGUCAUCCUAAGUAUACGGCUUCCUAGUUUACGUUUCAAUACAAACAGAAGGUUCGCUUAUAUUGAUGUUACUUCUAAAGAAGAUGCAAAUACUUGUGUAGAAAAGUUGAAUGACGUUGAAAUAGAAGGGUAUAUGUUGGUCACUAAGAUCUCUAACCCCCUCGAAAGGUCCAAACGGACUGAUUCCGCUACAUUAGAGGGACGGGAAAUUAUCAUACGAAAUGUGAAUGCAGAAUUGCUCGAUGAAAAUACCUUGAAGGAGUUGUUUGAUCAAUUUGGUCACAUAGAAAAAAUUAAUAUUCCUGCAGGACAGAAAGAGCAUAGCUUCAAUAAUUGCUGCGCAUUUAUAACUUUUGAAAAGAAGUGUUAUGCUGAAAAGGCUCUUCAAAUGAAUAAAACUAUGCUGCACGACAGGGAGAUUUCUGUCGGCUUGGCGGAUAAGAAACCAUUUUUGGAAAGAAAGGAAGUCAAAAGACUUCUCACUUUACGUAAUAGUAAAGAAUUAGAAUCAUUGACGUGUUUGUUUCCAGUUUCCGAUAAGGUUUCAUCGAGCCAAAUCGAAGAGUUUCUUCAAGAAGAAAUACACGUCAAUAAAAAUCAAAUUGAAAAAGUACAUCUCGUCAGUGACUUUAAUGGCGCCAUUAUUAUAUUUAGAGAUGAGAAACUGGCAGCAAAGAUGCCCAUGAUACUUAACAAUUCUCAAUUCCAGGGAAGAAUGGUACGAUCAGGCACUAUCAAUGACAUGAAAAAGUAUCACAGCAAUCGGAACAAUAAUACCGUAAAGGAUGCGAAACCUAGUCGCAUAAACACGAUGCCGAGAAGACCAACUCAUCAAAUAAAGGAUAAAUCAGCAGAUAAACAAGAGCAAAUGUCUAAUGACGAUUUUCGUAAGAUGUUUCUGGGAAAAUAG
Saccharomyces eubayanus is the source of this 1335-nucleotide messenger RNA. It is a transcript of the gene PRP24, whose product is annotated as U6 snRNP complex subunit PRP24. The record is from RefSeq and is a predicted model, not a curated record. Bases 1 to 1335 code for a protein of 444 amino acids. The transcript has a single exon. Lineage: Eukaryota; Fungi; Ascomycota; Saccharomycetes; Saccharomycetales; Saccharomycetaceae. Gene Ontology annotation, molecular function: RNA binding.